AUGUCUUCCAUAAUAGAUCAAGCACAAGACUUUGGUCAAAAUUUGCUUCCAUACUUGACCAAAUGGUACACUAUUGUGUUCCUUAUACUAAUCACUUAUAUCCCCUUAUAUAACCUUAAAAAUGCUUACUCAGCUUGGAGGUUGGGCUGUCAAAAUCCACCAAAAUUCCGCCAAGCUGGGUUCACUGGUGUAUUUGGUUUGAUUGAAGCAGUGAAGAAGAAAAAUGCGGGCAGAUUGGCUGAUUGGGGAGAUGAACAAUUCCAGUAUUAUCCACACCAUUCCAUGUAUUUAAAUGUUGUUGGCUUAUUAAAGAUUGUCUUUACAGUUGACCCUGAAAAUAUCAAGGCAGUGUUGGCUACUCAAUUUAACGACUUCUCAUUGGGUACUAGACAUGCUCAUUUGGCCCCACUUUUAGGAGAUGGUAUUUUCACCUUGGAUGGUAAUGGAUGGAAAGAUUCUCGAGCUAUGUUGCGUCCACAAUUUGCUAGAGAACAAAUUGCUCACGUCAAGUCAUUGGAACCACAUUUACAAAUUGUUGCCAAGCACAUUAGGUCUAACAACUUUAAGACAUUUGAUUUGCAAGAAUUAUUUUUCAGAUUUACCGUUGAUACUGCCACCGAAUUUUUAUUUGGAGAAUCAGUCCAUUCAUUAUACGAUGAUAAACUAGGUAUUUCCCCACCAAAUGAUAUCCCUGGAAGAGAAAACUUUGCUGAAGCAUUCAACAAGUCUCAAAAUUACCUUGCAUCGAGAGCUUAUAUGCAAAUGUUUUAUUUCUUCAUCAAUCCAAAGGAAUUUAGAGACUGUAACAAGAAGGUUCAACAUUUGGCUCAAUACUUUGUCAACAAGGCCCUUAACUUUACCCCAGAAGAAUUGGAAGAGAAAUCAAAGGAUGGCUAUGUUUUCCUUUACGAAUUGGUUAAACAAACUAGAAACCCACAGGUGUUACAAGACCAGUUGUUGAACAUCAUGGUUGCUGGUAGAGACACCACUGCUGGAUUAUUGUCGUUCACCAUGUUCGAAUUGUCAAGAAACCCUGAAGUUUGGCAAAAAUUGAGACAAGAAAUUAUCGAAAACUUUGGAGAAGGUGAAAAUGCCAAGGUUGAAUCCAUUACUUUUGAAACUUUGAAGAAAUGUGAAUAUUUGAAAGCAGUGCUUAAUGAAACCCUUAGGUUAUACCCAUCAGUCCCAGUCAAUUUCAGAACUGCCACUAGGGACACGACAUUGCCUCGUGGUGGUGGUCCAGAUGGUACCAAGCCAAUCUAUGUUCCAAAAGGAUCCACUGUUGCAUACUCCGUUUACGUAACCCACAGGUUGGAAGAAUACUACGGUAAGGAUUCGAGAGAGUUUAAACCAGAAAGAUGGGAAAACAUAAAGAGAUUAGGCUGGGCUUACUUACCAUUCAACGGUGGUCCACGUAUCUGUUUAGGUCAACAAUUUGCCUUGACUGAAGCUAGUUAUGUUGUUGCUAGAUUAGCACAAAUGUUCCCCACCUUGGAAUCACAAGAUGACGUCUAUCCACCAAAGAAAUGUGUACAUUUGACUAUGAACUUGGACGAGGGUGUCUUUGUCAAAAUGAAGUAA
Molecule: messenger RNA, 1581 nt
Organism: Lodderomyces margitis
Lineage: Eukaryota; Fungi; Ascomycota; Pichiomycetes; Serinales; Debaryomycetaceae
Exons: 1
Coding region: 1-1581 (526 amino acids)
Molecular function (GO): heme binding; iron ion binding; oxidoreductase activity, acting on paired donors, with incorporation or reduction of molecular oxygen, reduced flavin or flavoprotein as one donor, and incorporation of one atom of oxygen
Source: RefSeq, a predicted model, not a curated record